Uloborus diversus is the source of this 675-nucleotide messenger RNA. RefSeq lists its product as uncharacterized. The transcript has 6 exons. NCBI's taxonomy places the organism in Eukaryota, Metazoa, Arthropoda, Arachnida, Araneae, Uloboridae. Bases 157 to 675 code for a protein of 172 amino acids. The record is from RefSeq and is a predicted model, not a curated record.
AGGAAGGUGAGCAGAUCUGCGAUUUCUACUGAAAUUACUUCUAUUUUGUUUUCCCGGAAUCGGCGAAAGUUGAUAGUCGAAGGACUUUCAAAUCACUUUUCCGAGUCUUCAUGUGAAUAUUUUUCUUUCUUAUAUUAAUUUGGAAGGAUUCUCAAGAUGUUUGCUGAUGAAGACAUACCUGAAAAAUGGCUGGAAAAUGGACUGCAAAAGAAAAUACCUAUUGAAAGAGCUUCCGUCAAUGAUAAAAUGUAUUUCUUGAAAUAUUUAUUUAUUUACAUCCUUGUGCAAUAUUUUUUAAAUUGUGUGAUGACUGGAUACUUAAUGUUUACACCACUACUCAGGUUUCAUUUUAAUGAAAACAACAUGUAUUUGAUGUCUGUGUUUAUCAUCUUUGCCUUGACGUAUAGCUUACUCAUUUUCCUGUCAUUGAAAUUGCACCAUCACGUCAAAUGGUGGCAUCAUAUUGCACUCUUUUUGCAUAUGAUUUCUCAGGCAAUCACAGUAUCAAUAUUGGUUGCUGUGUAUGAGUGGCUGAGUGUGUUAUCUACAUAUUUAUUUCUCUCAGUGGCAUUUAGCAUCUUGUUCUUAUUCACUCUGCAAAGAAGAAUGGAGUACAAAUAUUGGGCUGUGAUGUAUGUAUUGAAAAACCAUUUCCACUCUUAUAUUUUUGACUAG